Molecule: messenger RNA, 1292 nt
Organism: Salvelinus sp. IW2-2015
Lineage: Eukaryota; Metazoa; Chordata; Actinopteri; Salmoniformes; Salmonidae
Product: latent-transforming growth factor beta-binding protein 2-like
Source: RefSeq, a predicted model, not a curated record
AUCCCGGUGAUUUCAGAUCCAAGAAGGUGGUUUUAUCCAUGGGAGCACCAUUCAAAGUCGAGAACUUUCACUUCGAGUAGUACUGCGGCUCCAACCCUGGAAUCUCAUUGCUGCGCGCGCGCAAAAAAACCCAUGAACUAUUACAGAUGGAUUAAAAUGUAUCUGAAACAAUUUUAAUAAUCGAUUGUUUUUGUAAGUACAGGGAAGCUUUACAUUUUCGAUUUUAUGAGCAUAUGUUAAACCUGCGAAUUAAUAUACUUAUAUUUAAGAUAUUGAAUCCAUUCUGCGCAAUGCUUACCUGGACAUUAUGAAGAGCAUUUUGCAUGCUUGGGAAAGUAUAGGCCUACAUUGCAGCUACAUAAUUCUGUCCGCUUCAAUUUAACCACUUGAUAUCGCGCGUGGCUAUCGAAAAAAACAGAAUCUUGAUAAAUCACCAGCGUACACGCAGCGGCAAUUACAUUUUUGACAAAAAUAUGAACCGGUUGUGUUUUGCAGUUUUAGUGGUUUUAACCAUUGCAGUUGUACGAAUGUGUGACUGUCGGAAGGACUCAACAGGUGGUGGACAGGAGAUGUGGGAUCAGCUCCGGGCGCGAGCUAGGGGGCAAGGUCACUCCGCAGGGGGAGCGAACGACGCUGACCCCGCCAGACCAUCCAGAGAAAGCUCGCACAGGUCCUCUCACAAUGUAUCGCACUCCGGUCGCGUGGCUCCAGUGAGCUCAUUAUAUCAACGAGAUAACAGGCACACGACGGUAAUUAAACCAGUUCCAGCUCCCAAUACAGAAGCUUCCCACCCGGCGGACGAUUCCACCGUUGCACAAGAUGCUGCGCGUAGAGCCGCAAGACAGCUCGGUACCCAUCACUCAUCACAGUACAAACACCGAAUAAUUAACAGAAAAAACAACAAAUCCAGCUCCACGCACACCAGGCGCCUUGCAGGGCCUAAUGUAUGUGGAGGUCACCAGUGCUGCUCUGGAUGGGCUGUGGCUUCUGGGACCAACCGCUGUAUAAAGCCCGACUGCCAGCCCCCCUGCCAGAAUCGCGGCUCCUGCAGCAGGCCCCACACCUGUGUGUGCCGCUCUGGGUUCCAGGGGGCCCGCUGCGAGGAGGCUGCCCCAGAGCAGGUGUACAUCCACACCGGAGGGUCCCUGAGGCGCAUCCAGCCAGGCACCAACCCCUUCCAGAGGGAGCAGCCCAGGAGGAAACCCACGGAGAGGCAGGCCAUAGACAAUCCCAGCCCUAGGGCCCAGACCCCUAGACCUGAGACCACCAGACAGUCUCUCCAGCCUGUGUAA